AUGCAUGAAUCAGAAUCUGUUCCUAGUUCUGUUGGUGCUCAUCCUCGAGAAGAGGAUGUAUCAGAAAUUGUUAUAGAUGGAGCCAAUGAUAUUAUGACUAUUGUGCGAGAGUUACAUGGAAUAGUGGAUAAAAUUAGAAGUCAAAAGAAGAUCGCGGUUACGUUGCCUGAUAGACUUACUGCCGGGGUAUUUAUCUUAAUGCAUGUGAUUAGUAUUAAUUUGAAUCAUUGUGCCAUCGCUGCUGCCCAGCUCUCUGUUAUCCAGGAAGUUGUGGGAGUCUUGCCUGAUGUCAUCUUGCUGCAGGAGCCAUAUUUAAUUAGGGGUAGAGUGGCCUAUGUUAAUAAAAAUUGGAGAGUCGUUGCUUGUUAUGGGGGAAGGACUGCCAUUAUUGUCGUCAAUCAAGAUAUAGAUUUUGUUGUAGAUUUCGAGACUGACGUUGUUACCAGUAUUUCUGCUGUGCUGGGUGAUCAAGAAUAUGGAUUGGUGUCUAUUUAUUUCUCUCCAGCUGAAGAUAUUUCUAUUAAUUUACUUGCAGCUGGAAAGAGUAGACAUAAAGUUAUUGUCAAGAGACCGGAGGGCGUUGCUGGAAAUUUUGAAGAAGUGAAUAAAGCUCAUGCUAAAGUUUAUUUUGAUUUAGAUUAUGAUUUUUUGUUUGAUAUUUCGAAUAUUGAUGAUUCCAAGUUAAAAGAUGAUGAUUUUUGUUUUACUCGUGAUGAAAUUGCUGGAGUGAUUCGACGUCUUAGAGACAAAGCUGCACCUGGAAUUGACGGCAUUCAUUCUGUCUCUGGUAUUGGACCAGUGCAAGGACAAAUUUUAAAUGCUAUUGGCAUUCACACUUGCUCUGAUAUGUGGGAGAAACGUGAUCUUCUUGAUUUACUUUUUUCGGAGACUUCUGUUGAUUUUUAUAUUAGAGUUGCUUUGGGUAUUGGGAGCACAGUAGUUAAAAGUGAUCACGUUCAGAAAAGUAUUGGAAAUGAGCACACAUUUCGAGAAAUCCAUCAUCCUGCUGAUCUCCACAGAAAAUGUCAAGAACUCUGUGAUGAACUGAUAGAGGAUCUAAAAUCACAUAAUAUGCUUGGUAAAGUUGUUAUUCUAAAAUUCAAAACUGCAGAUUUUCAAACACAUACCAGGAAUCAUUCUCUGUCUCACUAUACAUCUGAUGCUGAGAUUGUGUACAAAGCUGCAAAGAAGUUAAUUGAUGCAGAGAUAACAGCUGUUGCCCCCAGACUUUUAAAGCUUAGACUAAUGGGUGUAAGGAUGGCAAAUUUGGUGUAUGAAGACUCUGUUCCUCAGAGCGAAAAACAACUUGUUAAGCUAAAGGAUUUUAUUCAAUCAAAAUCAUUGAAUAUAGAUAAAAAAACUAGUCCAGUCAAAAGCCUUUUAACAAACUUUACCUGUCCUGAUUCUUACACUGACUGUAAAAUUGAUCAUGUUGAUGUUUGUAAAAGUGCAUCAAGCAUCCUAGAAAAUAUUCCAAGAGAACAUUGGAAUAAUAAAUCACUGAACUGCUGUGAUGUGUCUGAAAAUUCUCUCUCAUCACCAAGUUUCAACAAUGGUGUAGAAAUCUCUAGUCCUGUGAUGUCUUAUUCUUGUCCUGUUUGUAGAUUAAAUCAAAAUUUCAACAACCUUAUUGAACUGAAUGCUCAUAUUGACAAUUGUUUGAAUAAAGUGGCUAUUAAAGAAAUACUUGCUGAGGAUUCUUUGGGGAGUUCAAAAAGGAAAUUACCACAACACAAAAAGCAGAGCUUGAAAAAGAUAAAGACUGAAAAGAAGAUUGAAGAAUAUUUUCGACGAAAUGUAAUAUAAUAUGUAUGUAUAUAAAUAUAUAGCAAUUUUAUUUAGACAAUUUAUAAUAAAAGAUUUUAUGAAUGUAUUAUUUAAA
Messenger RNA from Stegodyphus dumicola, 1882 nucleotides. Its product is annotated as DNA polymerase kappa-like. The record is from RefSeq and is a predicted model, not a curated record. NCBI's taxonomy places the organism in Eukaryota, Metazoa, Arthropoda, Arachnida, Araneae, Eresidae. Gene Ontology annotation, cellular component: nucleus. Gene Ontology annotation, biological process: error-prone translesion synthesis. Gene Ontology annotation, molecular function: DNA-directed DNA polymerase activity; damaged DNA binding.